Messenger RNA from Megalobrama amblycephala (Wuchang bream), 4602 nucleotides. RefSeq names its product sharpin and rbck1 related (gene shrprbck1r). Gene Ontology annotation, biological process: protein linear polyubiquitination; positive regulation of canonical NF-kappaB signal transduction; proteasome-mediated ubiquitin-dependent protein catabolic process. Gene Ontology annotation, molecular function: ubiquitin-protein transferase activity; ubiquitin binding. Lineage: Eukaryota; Metazoa; Chordata; Actinopteri; Cypriniformes; Xenocyprididae. The record is from RefSeq and is a predicted model, not a curated record. Gene Ontology annotation, cellular component: LUBAC complex.
UUUACUACAGUAAUCAUGGUUUAACUGUGGUAUUUGUAGUUAUACCAUAUAAUUAGCUCAUAAAAGCAUAAUAAACCACGGCUUAAUCACAGCUAAAACCGUAUUUGUGUGCAACCACGUCACUGUAAUCACCACAGUUGCAUUACAGUUAAGUUUCAUGAGAUGAAAUUUCAGCCUGACAUGGAAAAUUGGGAUAUCCCCUAGAUGAGAAAGCAGUGUGUUUGAAUGUGUGUUUUCAACAGGAGGCGCAGCGUCUCUCAGUGUAAAAUGUCUGUCGCUGCUUGAGUCGUGUUUCUUCCUGCUCUGACGCUGGACUGCCCUCCAUCUGAAACUAAAACAAAGAUGACAAGGCCGCUACUUCUGUGUAAGUGUCCGCAUAAGAGAGUUGUAGGAUAUCUCCUAGCAUCAUAUUAGCGAACAAAACCUGGCUGGUACUGGGGUGUCAACACGAUAUAUCCCCGCCUGAAGUCGUCAGUCGGCGGCAUGUCGCUGAGCUCAGGCGGGUGGACUCACACACCUCCGCCGGCCCAGUCUUCAUCGUCUCAUCUCGGCCACGAGGCCUCGCAGUCGGCCUGCAGCACUGUUUUGAUGUCAGUGAAGGUGUCAGUAUGCCACUCUGGUAUACGACCUCUUUGUCUCCCGGGCGCCGGAGACGAAUCUCUCCGUCUUCAGCUGAGCAUGGACCCGGGGAAGGCAGGGGAAUUCCGCCUUGCGUUACGGGACGUCAGCGGAACAACGGCUGGACGCAGUGUGUCCAUUGCUGAGUUUGACCUCAAGACUGUUCGCUAUGAAGUCAAGUCCCCACAGUGCCAUGAACUGAGUUUGGUAACACCCCCACACGACCGUAUCACUUUCAACUUCCGCUGUGAGCAGGAAGCACAGGAGUGGGCCACUGUAGUGAUGUCAUCACUCCGUGAAGCGCAUAGAGUGGCGAUUAAUUCAUCCACUGAAGAAGGAAAGCUACCACCCCAGCCUUUGGAUUCACAGAGCAAUGCACCCAUGCCAUGUACAGAGGAGAUAUGUGCGGAGCUGGUUAGCGCAAUAGAGGCAGGUGAUGUUCGGGCGGCAUCUGUCUGUGCAUCAUCUUUAGCUAAACAGAAAGCUGCUCUGAGCAUUCAGCCCUCUAAACAUAAUUACACUGACACUGAAAUUAGCCUAGCUGUGGUGGUAGAGGAUGCAUCCUCUUCCUGUUGUGUCACAGUGAACGUCUUCCCCCACUCCACAAUUGGUGCUCUCAAACAGCAGGUCUUCACAGACUAUGGUUUUCAUCCACGAGUGCAGCGCUGGGUCAUUGGCCAGUCUUUGUGCUCUGAUCAUCGCUCUCUGGCUUCUUAUGGAGUUCAGCGAGAUGGCGACACUGCGUUCCUUUAUCUCGUUUCUGCCCGUCAGGCUCGACUCAGUCGAGGGCUGUACCAACAAGAUCAGGAAAGUGCUUUACUCAUGCCAGCUUUGGCGCCAACGUCUAAUCAGCCUCACCAAGAAGUGGUACCCAAUGGGCCAGCAGCUCUGAACACAGCCUCAAGGCCAUACAGCACCCUGCCUACGAGACUUCAUAGCAGCCAUAAUACUCUGACCAACAGUGCUGGAGGGACAGAGAGGUUGGGAUUGAGUGAUAUCCGUGACCUGAUCAACCUUGAGCUGCCGCAGUUGAAUGAAGCCCUGGCGCCCAACAGAACAAGCACACAGCUGGGAUGGGCCUGCCCAACCUGUACAUAUAUUAAUAAACCGACACGUCCCGGCUGUGAAAUGUGUAGCGCAGACAGACCUGAAAGCUACACUGUUCCCGGCAACUACAGACCAGAUGCUCUGGAGCUACGACGCAUUCAGAAGGAAAAAGAAGCAAUAAGACAGUACCAACAGGCCAGAGAAGCAGAGCGCAGGGAAAACUUUGCACGUCUGGUGCAGAUGGACGGACAGGAUCUGAUUCCUAACCCAGAGAGAGUGGAGUGCAGGAUCUGCUACGUGGAGCUUGAGUCUGGUGAGGGAGUCCUGCUCCGAGAGUGUCUCCACUGCUUCUGCAAAGAGUGUCUGCGCUCUGUGAUUCUGAUGUCAGAGGACCCUCAGGUGGCAUGUCCAUACAGAGACGAGGCCUACGCCUGUGACUGCAUCUUGCAAGAAAGAGAAAUCAGAGCUCUGGUGUCAGUAGACGAUUAUGAGCGCUGGUUGCAGAGGGGUCUGUCUGUUGCAGAGUCUCGAUGUGAGGGCAGUUAUCACUGUGCUACUGCAGACUGCCCAGGCUGGUGUGUUUAUGAAGAUACGGUCAACACUUACUGCCCAGUGUGCAAAAAACACAACUGCCUGCUCUGCAAGGCCAUUCAUGAAGGGAUGAACUGUAAGCAAUAUCAGGAUGAUCUAGCAGCUCGCGCUAUCAAUGAUUCCGCAGCUCGAAGAACCAGAGACCUGCUCAAGACUCUUGUUAAUUCUGGAGAGGCGAUGCAUUGCCCUCAGUGCGGUAUCAUUGUGCAGAAGAAAGAGGGCUGUGAUUGGCUCCGCUGUACUGUCUGCCACACCGAGAUCUGCUGGGUCACCAGAGGGCCACGCUGGGGGCCUAAAGGUCCUGGAGACACAAGUGGAGGCUGCCGCUGCAAUGUCAACAAACAGAGAUGCCACCCAAAAUGUCAAAAUUGUCACUAAAUGGAAGAGCAGCAGAUAGAGAAGGAGGUACAAGAAAGAGAGAGAAUUUCAUUAUGACAGACAUACACUUUUGAGUGUGAACUGACAUAUACUGUCCACCUGUUAAAGCUUUCAGAUCAGUUUUCUGACGCUGAAAUAUAGAAAUGUGUAGGUCUGUCGUACAACAAAUGUUGCAAUGGUGCAUUUUAUGUGAUUAAAUAACGAAUCAAAUGAAGGCACGGAGGAGAAUCCACUUGAAAACAAAGGAUGGACAACUGUUGGACAACUACUUUAUCAGUCCAGUCAGCAUUCUAAUAUUGUGUAAUUAUAAAAAAAUCCACAGAAAAGCUUUAAAUUCACUCAACUGUAUGUUACAUAACAAAUAUCACCUAAACUAUGAAAGCAUUUUAUUUUGAAUCUGUGAUUUCAAGUCGAGUGUUAACUCUGAAUAGCUGUAGCGUGGUAUUUAAGACAGAAUUGUUACUUUAAGGGUGCCUGAAUUAGUAGUUUGGAAAUUAAUUAUUCUUUUUAAUGAGUCAGUCAACAGGUUCACUGGUAAAUUACUCAUGUAAAACUGUGAUGUGGGUGGCAGAUCGGAACUUUAAGCAACACAGAACUUAAUGUUCUACAUAACCUGAAUCAUAAACAUUGUGAUAAAAAAAAAAAAAAAAAAAACAUUAUAUAUAUAUAUAUAUAUAUAUAUAUAUAUAUAUAUAUAUAUAUAUAUAUAUAUAUAUAUAUAUAUAUAUAUAUAUAUAUAUAUAAACAGUCACAUGGUAAAGUUUUUAAACAUUUUUUUAAUGUUAAUUGAAAAGUUGAUAAAGUAAAAAAUAAAGCCAUCUGAAGCUGCCGAUGAAAAUGAAAACAAGGGAAUCGUUACAAUGCACUUACACAAAUACGUUUGUAUUUGUCUUGUCUUAAUCUUAAAGCUAUACUACACUGUUAAGACGUGUUACUGAAAGUGCCUUUUCUUGCCUGUUUUUGUCUUGUAAGUCAUGUAACCACUAACAUUAGUAGUCGUUUUGCAGUGUUACAUUAUUAUUAUUAUUAUUAUUAUUAUUAUUAUGUUAAAUAAUGUGUUGUAGAUUUGUGAUCCUGGAUAAUUUAUGUGUGCAGUGUUUUCCCUUCAAAUUUCCUACGAACCAAGAGACAUUGUAUUUCGUGCAUAAUGUAUGUUGCACAUUUUUUCAGUAAGUUUAACACAUUUCAGUGUACUUCUUUAAGAUGUUAUUAUUUGUAAGGUUUGUUUGUAAGUUGGAUGUGGUUAAUAUGUAGCCCAGUUAUUUAGUAUUGUUUUAAUCUUACAUUGCAAUGCUAUGCUAAUUUGAGUAGCAGUAAUGGUCAAGAGCAGGGACCUGAGGCUUGUGUGGGAAGUUCGCAAGCCUGAUAUAAGCCAAAGGAUUGAUGUCACUUCCAAAGCUUUGAAUCUAUGCACUGAAGAAAAAAAAAAAGUCAGCACCCAAAGCAUUUACUUAUGCACCUAAAUGAACAUUUCAAGAAUGUUUCCUUGAGUCAAAGUCAUUAUCUGAAACAUCAAAACAGAAUUUUGGUUCACUUUUUUUUUUUUUUUUUUUUAUUUCAAAGCAUUUAUAUUGACAUUGUAACUGAGAUUGCAAUGAAAUUAUGCAGUGUGUUUGUACAAUUGCCAUUUUGGGGCCUGUUCAUCCUUUCUCAUGAUAAUGAUUAGGAGCCUCACUAAUGUUCAAAUAUGUGAACUAUGAAGUUUGAGUAGAGUGAAUCUGCAUGUACCACAGAAGAAAAGUGAAUGACUGAAAAUGGAAAGGUCCCUGCACCUGCAGAAAUCUUACACUUUAAUUUAGUAGAAUAUUCUGACCUCAGGGUUGCAAGUCUUAAAGAGUGCCUUAAAGAUUAUAGUACUGAGCACCUGUAACUACAAUAUUUAAAACUCUUAAAUUCUCAUUACCUAUUUGGACUAAUUUAACAUGCUUCAUAUUUUGUUCUUAAAAAAUAAAAAUAAUUACUACCCUG